Sorex fumeus (smoky shrew) is the source of this 2354-nucleotide messenger RNA. RefSeq names its product MINDY lysine 48 deubiquitinase 3 (gene MINDY3). The record is from RefSeq and is a predicted model, not a curated record. The transcript is spliced from 15 exons. Lineage: Eukaryota; Metazoa; Chordata; Mammalia; Eulipotyphla; Soricidae. Bases 243 to 1580 code for a protein of 445 amino acids. Gene Ontology annotation, biological process: protein K48-linked deubiquitination. Gene Ontology annotation, molecular function: cysteine-type deubiquitinase activity; K48-linked deubiquitinase activity.
GCAGGAGGAGCAGGAAGUGGCCCGGGACUUCCGGGACGGGAAAGUCGGAGCUGCUGCCGGCCGUGGACUUGACAGGCGCGGUCCCUGCAAGUAGCCGCCGUCCUCCUCGGGUCUUGCUCGCGUCUCCCCUGCAGCCUCCUUCGCCGCCGGCGCCCCGCAGCUCCUGCCUCCCGUCGCCGCCCCUUCCCCAUGUUCCGGGGCCGGAGUCGUGGACGCCGAGACCCGCUCGCCGGUGACCCAUCAUGUCCGAACUGACCAAAGAGCUGAUGGAGCUGGUGUGGGGCACCCAGAGCAGCCCCGGCCUCUCGGACACCAUCUUCUGCCGCUGGACGCAAGGGUUUGUGUUCAGCGACUCAGAGGCAUCGGCGCUUGAACAGUUUGAAGGCGGACCCUGUGCUGUCCUCGCACCCGUCCAGGCAUUUCUUUUGAAGAAGCUCCUGUUUUCCUCUGAGAAGUCAUCUUGGAGGGAUUGCCCAGAGGAGGAGCGGAAGGAACUCCUAUGUCAUACAUUAUGUGACAUUUUAGAAAGUGCUUGUUGUGACAACUCGGGACCCUACUGCUUGGUGUCGUGGCUCCGAGGAAAGACAGCUGAUGGAAGUACCAGUGGUUCUGGGGGGCCUGCGGAGUCCAGCUGCCAAGUGGAACAUCCUUCUGCCUUGGCUGUCGAAGAGCUUGGCUUUGAGCGAUUUCAUGCAUUAAUUCAAAAAAGAUCAUUCAGAAGUUUGUCAGAAUUAAAAGAUGCUGUAUUGGAUCAGUAUUCAAUGUGGGGAAACAAAUUCGGAGUAUUGCUUUUUCUGUAUUCUGUGUUACUGACCAAGGGCAUUGAAAACAUAAAAAAUGAAAUUGAAGAUUCAAGUGAGCCCUUGAUAGAUCCUGUAUAUGGACAUGGCAGCCAAAGUUUAAUUAACCUCCUGCUGACGGGCCAUGCCGUCUCCAACGUUUGGGAUGGUGACAGAGAAUGCUCAGGAAUGAAACUUCUUGGAAUACACGAACAGGCAUCAGUCGGAUUCUUAACGUUGAUGGAAGCUUUAAGAUACUGUAAAGUUGGUUCUUACUUGAAAUCUCCAAAAUACCCUAUUUGGAUUGUUGGCAGUGAAACUCACCUCACCGUAUUUUUUGCCAAGGACAUGGCUUUAGUUGCCCCGGAGGCUCCUUCAGAGCAAGCCAGGAGAGUGUUUCAAACCUAUGAUCCAGAAGAUAAUGGGUUCAUACCUGAUUCACUUCUAGAAGAUGUGAUGAAAGCAUUGGACCUUGUUUCAGAUCCUGAAUAUAUAAAUCUCAUGAAGAAUAAAUUAGAUCCUGAAGGACUAGGUAUCAUAUUACUGGCACCAUUUCUUCAAGAGUUUUUUCCUGACCAGGGUUCCAAGGGCCCAGAGUCUUUCACUGUGUACCACUACAAUGGACUGAAGCAAUCAAAUUAUAAUGAAAAGGUAAUGUAUGUGGAGGGGACCGCAGUUGUUAUGGGUUUUGAAGAUCCCAUGCUCCAAACAGAUGACACACCUAUUAAACGCUGUCUCCAAACCAAAUGGCCAUAUAUUGAGUUGCUCUGGACCACAGAACGCUCUCCUUCACUAAACUGAUGUGCCCAAGAAUUGACAAGAUGGAUGUAAUAGCAGAUGUUGAAAUAGGGAUGCAAGACUGGCGGUUGGCUAAAUUAAGUUCUACACUGGUAUCAUUGACUAAUUGUAAAUAAAAACACAUUUUCAGUGUUUGAGAUGUUUAAAUUAUUUCUUUGAAAGCCUUAUGUUAAAAGUUACCCUAUUUAACUAUGUGAAAUUUACUAGCAAAAUUAAGCUUUAAUCAAAAGUUUGUUACCUUUGCAGUCAGGUAAUUGGUCACUUAUAAAAUUAUAAGCAUAAUAUAAUAGCAUUUGUAUAUUGAGAAUUAGAACCACUUUUUAUUAACUUCUACUUUGGGUUUUAUUUCCAUUCAGCCACACUUUGUUGUUGGUUCUGUCUUGCAAAAAUUUAUCAGCUUUCACAUUGAAUUUCAGAAAAGUUUUUUUUUUUUCCUGAAAUGUUUCUGUAUUAACAAAUCAUCAACCUGGAUCCUCUACAAUUGGCUUUAGCUCUGGCAUGUUUAUAAAAGUAGAAGCUGUAAAGGAGCACUGACAUUUGUUCAGAUGUGAGGGUGUGUUUUUUAAAAAUGAUCAGGAAGAAUCUGUUUGCUCGUCUUAACACUGUUAACGUUCGCUGUAUUGCCGAGUUUGUCCCAACGGCCCUGGAAGCCAGCUUUUCUUGUGUGUAUUUAUAAAUGUGAUAAAUGCAUGAAGACAUCUGUUAUUACAUUAGUAUAUUGCAUUAUUUAUUAUGAUCCGAGUGAUGGCCUAAAUAAACUUUUUUUCUUUAUCUGUA